Messenger RNA from Antechinus flavipes (yellow-footed antechinus), 756 nucleotides. It is a transcript of the gene CCDC152, whose product is annotated as coiled-coil domain containing 152. NCBI's taxonomy places the organism in Eukaryota, Metazoa, Chordata, Mammalia, Dasyuromorphia, Dasyuridae. The coding region runs from base 1 to 582 and encodes 193 amino acids. The record is from RefSeq and is a predicted model, not a curated record. The transcript has 6 exons.
AUGUGUUAUGACGUCAUGAUAGGCCUUAAGUGUGAAGUCACGCUUCCUCCUGUAGAGACGCUGGAAGGAGCCGUGGAUGAAAAUGAACAGCUAAAGAAAAAUAAUGAUAUCCUGAAGGAGAAGUUAAAAUCUCAUGAGCAGGAAUAUAAGCGUCAGAUUGACAGACUUGUAAAGGAAAUUCAAACUAAAGAGGAAGAACACAAAAUGGAACUAAGAAAAGUUAAUCUGGAUAUGCAAAAAAAAUUUGAACUAAAUGAAGAAAAACACAAAGAGCUGAUGGAGAAAAAGGAAAUGGAGAUUUCAGAGUUGACCACGAAGUUAAGAACUCAAGAUAUGGAAAAGCAGAAUGAGAUAAUCAAACUACAAAUAGAGCUUAAUGCUCAGUUGGCAAGAGCUCAGAUGAAAUCAGCAAAACCAUAUACUGAUUCCACUGUUUUGCCUCAGCACAUCUACAGAAGGAAGCUCCAGCAUCUCCAAGAAGAAAAAAACAAAGAAAUUGCCAUUCUUCGAGAUACCAUUCGAGAUUUAGAGUGCCGCCUCAUCAUUAGCAAGGAUUCUCAUCUCAAGCGAAAACGUCCUUGAUCACAACUGACCUUUCCAGUCAGCCUCUUUAUAUACAAUUGCAAUAGGUCAGUAUCACAGAAACAGCUAAUCUAACAAACACACACACACAUGAAAAGGUUAAACUUUGUUUUAUUGAGAGUGUGUUAAUCUUUUUUUUUUUUAAUAAUCCCACACAUUUAUCCUGUUUUCAAA